This is a messenger RNA of Aphidius gifuensis, 609 nucleotides long. RefSeq names its product knob-associated histidine-rich protein-like. The transcript has 5 exons. Bases 91 to 609 code for a protein of 172 amino acids. Lineage: Eukaryota; Metazoa; Arthropoda; Insecta; Hymenoptera; Braconidae. The record is from RefSeq and is a predicted model, not a curated record.
AAGAAUCUGUCAGUCGAAGAACAGUGAGACGAUGGAAGAAAGCUGCGGCUGAAGCAGUUGAGCAAUCAUCAGAUUCUUUAUAACAAAGAUAUGGAUGCAGCAUCUGCUGACAAAGAAAACAACAUACAUGAGCCAAAAUCUGAUGAAAAAAUUGAAAAUAGAUCUGAAAAACAAGCUGAGAGUGAUAAAGAAAUGGCAUCAGAAGAAAAGGGAUAUGAAGACGAUAACAUCUCAGUGAUCGAAUCUCUCGAGUGUAUAAGCCCUGAAAGUUCAUAUCAACCAAUACCACAGACAUCUGGAAACAAUAAACAUGAUUCAAGAAAACGACGAUCUUCUAAGCACAGCGAUGAUGAACAUGGUGUUAGUCACAAACGUAUGAACGUUCGAGACCGUAAUUCGUCUCAUCGCAAUUCAUCACCGCCAUGCAUAAAGUUAGUAGAAAAAGAAAAAUGUGCUAAUCGAUCACCAGUUCAUGAAAAGUCAAGUUCAAGACCUUGGAAUUCACAUAGAAGAAAUUCAGAUGCAGAUUACAACAAAAUUGGUAAAUCGAACAAAGGGCAUGGAUCUAGUGAUCAAAAUAGAUCAUCAUCAAAAAAUAAGUCUGGUUAA